Gastrolobium bilobum is the source of this 1431-nucleotide messenger RNA. Its product is annotated as UDP-glycosyltransferase 1-like. NCBI's taxonomy places the organism in Eukaryota, Viridiplantae, Streptophyta, Magnoliopsida, Fabales, Fabaceae. Gene Ontology annotation, molecular function: UDP-glycosyltransferase activity. The transcript has a single exon. The coding region runs from base 1 to 1431 and encodes 476 amino acids. The record is from RefSeq and is a predicted model, not a curated record.
AUGAUGAAGGACUCAAUAGUUCUAUACCCUGCAUUAGGGAGGGGACACCUAACCUCAAUGGUUGAGUUAGGCAAGUUUAUAUUAACCCAUAACCCUUCCUUUUCCAUCAAAAUUCUUAUCCUUACACCACCCAACAAUAACAACCAACACACCCCUUCCACCACCCACUUCGGCUGCGACGCCACCACCCAAUACAUAGCCACCGUCUCCGCCACCAUACCCGCCAUCACUUUCCACCAAAUUCCCACCAUAUCAUUCCCCGCCAGCACCACCCUCCCACCUCACAUACUCAGCCUCGAGCUUUGCCGCCGUAGCAAUCAACAAGUUCGCCAUGUCCUUCAAUCCAUUUCCAAAACCACAAACAUUAAGGCCAUUGUUAUGGACUUCUUGAACUACAGCGCCACACAAAUUACCAUAACCCUUAACAUCCCCAUUUACUUUUACUACACUUCAGGAGCUUCUACUCUUGCUGUUUUUCUUCAGCUUCCAACCAUUCAUGAAAAGACCACAAAAUCUAUCAAAGACUUUCAAAUGCAUCUUCAAAUCCCUGGAUUACCGAAAAUUCCCACAACAGAGUUACCAACUGAAGUCCAGGAUCGUGCGAGUCAGAGUUACCAGGUUUACCUUGACUUAGCAACAAGCAUGAGGGACAGUGAUGGGGUUAUCAUAAACACCUUUGAUGCCAUUGAAGGAAGAGCUAUCCAAGCUUUAAGCGCAGGGUUGUGUCUUCCUGAAGGUACCACACCACCUAUGUUCUGCAUUGGACCAUUGAUCUCACCGCCUUGUGAAGAAGAAGAUAAGAGUGGGUGUUUGAGUUGGCUCGAUUCACAACCGAGUCAAAGCGUCGUGUUGCUGAGUUUCGGAAGCUUCGGAAGGUUUUCGAGAACUCAGUUGAAGGAGAUUGCUAUUGGGUUGGAGAAAAGUGAGCAAAGGUUUUUGUGGGUUGUGAGGAGCGAGUCAUGUGGAAUGAACUCGGAAGAACCGAGUUUGGACGAGUUGCUGCCAGAAGGGUUUUUGGAGAGAACUAAGGAGAAGGGAAUCGUGGUGAGAAACUGGGCUCCACAGGCUGCGAUUUUGAGUCAUGACUCGGUGGGUGGGUUCGUGACUCACUGUGGGUGGAACUCGGUGUUGGAAGCUAUUUGUGAAGGAGUGCCAAUGGUGACGUGGCCUCUGUAUGCAGAGCAAAAGCUUAAUAGAGUGAUUUUGGUUCAGGAAAUGAAGGUGGCUUCGGCACUUAACGAGUCUAUAGAUGGGUUAGUGAGUGCAACUGAGUUUGGAGACCGAGUUAAGGAGCUUAUAGAUUCAGAGAAAGGAAAAGAGAUUAGACAAAGGAUUUUCAAUAUGAAAAUUGGUGCUGUGGAAGCAAGAGCGAAAGGUGGAUCUUCCCAAGUUGCUUUGAAUAGGUUGGUUCAGCUGUGGGAAGAGUGCUGA